Notolabrus celidotus (New Zealand spotty) is the source of this 1482-nucleotide messenger RNA. Its product is annotated as rho GTPase-activating protein 11A-like. Gene Ontology annotation, biological process: signal transduction. The transcript is spliced from 8 exons. Lineage: Eukaryota; Metazoa; Chordata; Actinopteri; Labriformes; Labridae. The record is from RefSeq and is a predicted model, not a curated record. The coding region runs from base 94 to 1254 and encodes 386 amino acids.
GAUACUGAUUACCAUAAUACAGCUGCCCUAUUUCAUUCACUGUUGACCAGCAGCCCCUGACCUGCAGAGUGUUUGACGUUUCCAAAUUACACCAUGAAGGUUACAGACAGAAAUGUGAUCCGGUUUCACCUUCAGGUUGUGUACGGGAUCACUGUGAGGAGCUUUGAGAAGAGGAAAGACAGACUAUUCAUGAGUGGGGCAAAGAUCUUUGGUGUUCCUCUGGAGAACUUACCCAGGAGAUACAUCCCUGAGUUUGGACUGGUGCCGUGCUUUUUAGUGGAUGCUUGCUCAUUACUUCUGGAGCGUGCUGGAACAGUGGGCCUGUUUAGAAAGCCAGGCUCUCUACCCCGCAUUAAGAUCCUUAGGGCUAAGCUAAAUCGUGGAGAGGGGUGUCUGCCUACAGCUCUCCCUUAUGACGUGGCGACCCUCAUAAAGCAGUUCUGCAGGGAGCUGCUGGAGCCGUUGUUUCCCUCUGAGCUCCACGCCGCUCUGCUCAAAGCUCAGGCUCUGUCCAACCCUCCGGACCAGACUGCAGCCCUCCAGCUGCUGUCCUGUCUGCUGCCCGCCAGGAACUCCUCCUGUCUGCACUACCUGUUGAAUUUCCUCUCCAAAAUCUCACAGAGAUGCAGUGAAAACUUAAUGACCAGCUCCAACCUGGCCACAGUCUUCGUCCCUUGUCUGUUACCUCCUCCAAACAAGGCAGAGAUGUCCGAGGGACGACUGGAACUCAGAGUUCUAGUUCUUUGCACCUUCAUUGACAAUCCUCACCUAUUCGGUGUGAUUCCCAAAACUGUGAUGGACAGUAUGGACUUCCUGAUGAAUUUCCAUUUUCUGAAAGACGCAAAGAAAGGACAUAAAAAACGACACAGUUUCAAAGGUAUACAAUCUGCAAAGACGCUACCCUGGACAAAAGGGAGGUCAAAGGUCGAAGCUCUAGUCGCUGAGGAGACACAAGAGUCGACCUCAGGAGGCAGACCAGCACUCAGGAGGAGCCUAGGCCUGGAGACGUUCCCAAAUGUCCAGCUGUUCAGGACUUGUCUGCCUGGUGCAGAGAAAAGUUUCAGUCCUGCAACAGCUUUGUUGGACAGUCCUCCCAAAGAGGAAUGCAAGACCCCACAAGAGAAACCAAAAAGAGAUCUGCGUUUGAGUCAUUUCCAGAGAUUCACCAGAGGACUGGAUGUAGAAAGCUCUCCUGUGCUCACUGGAGUCGGGAAACUGCAGCUCACACCGUGGAAAAAACGGCACUCACUCUAAAGGAUGAAAUACUAGUCAGAAGUCAUGUGGGUUGACCCACAUCACAGCAACUUAUCAUUCUGACAUAUGAUGGACCAGUUUUUAUUUGUAAGAUGACAUGAAAUGGUAAAAAGUGUUUGAUCAGUUUAUAUUUUAACAUUGAAUGAAUGUUUAUAUUUGACUAUUUAUUUCUCAGCUGGACUGUUACUAUACUUUUAUAUCACAAUAAAUUGCUUGCUGAAUAGCUUU